This is a messenger RNA of Blepharisma stoltei, 1838 nucleotides long. NCBI's taxonomy places the organism in Eukaryota, Ciliophora, Heterotrichea, Heterotrichida, Blepharismidae. The record is from the annotation of a GenBank genome assembly.
AUGGCAGAAUGCGAAGAUGUCUAUAAUGCAAAAGACCACUGUGGCUACACAAUCGACAACUGCAGCUGGAUUUUCCAAUUUUAUUUCUGCAGUCUCAAUGGAAACCCUUUUUCGCUUAUUUUAAUGGUAAAGCCUACCUAGCUCAUACUAUUUUGACUAUUUAUUACUACAUUAGGAACAAUAGCUGACCAAUACUUUUCUCCAUCCCUCUCCUAUAUCGCCAGCAAGCUAAAACUGUCCCCAACGCUUGCAGGAAUCACUCUUUUGGCCUUUGGCAAUGGAGCACCUGAUGUAUUUUCAUCAAUUCUCGCAGCACAAAAGCUGAAGAUUUUCCUUGCAUUGGGUGCUCUGUUUGGAGGCGCACUUUUCGUGAACUCUGUGGUGCUUUAUUUUGUAGUCAUAGAAGGCGGGGAAUCCCACAUUGUGCUUUCUAAGCUAUUUCGAGAUGCUGGAUUUCUGUUAUUGACUGUGUCUACAAUCCUGAUAUAUGGGCUUAUAGGCGAAAUCUCACUUUUUCAAGCAUGUUUAUUCCCUUUGCUUUACACAGUUUAUGUUUGUAUAGUGAUUUAUACAGAAAAAGAAAAAAAAGCUUUAUCAGCGUUUGACUCAUUAGAGCUGCCUGUUUUAGAAAGCAACCGAAUUGAGUCCUGCGAAAUCAUUGAGGACUAUAUAGCAAGCACGAUUCCUCAGAUCCAAAUCACACAGGUCCACGGGAGACCUCCCCAUUCUAUAGUGUCCAACUUGCAAUGGAGCUUAAUCAAAUUCCGCUAUUUUUUGCAAAAAGAACAGACAGAGUUUUCCUCAAUGACGUUUUUUGAAAAAGCACGAUAUAUUAUUAUAUUCCCUAUACAAUUUCUACAGAAGCUAACGAUUCCUUAUUAUAUAGAAGAGAACUGGAAUAGGUCUUAUGCAGUUAUGAUGCCUCUUGCUUCGAUAUUUUUUGUUUUGACGACUCAAGAAUGUAAUUAUUAAGCAGGAAUCACUGAGACAGUAUUUGGGGUGCAUGUUUGGAUUCCUUCGCUUAUAAUUGGGGUCUUUUUGUGUGUAUGGGUCUGGUGUACGAGUAAAGUGUCAAUUCCGCCGAAUUAUAAUGGUGUUUUGACAAUUGUGGCAUUUUUAAUGUCAAUUUUGUGGAUUUGCACUAUUUGUGGGUAUUGUGUUGGCACACUAUGGACUCCUAUAGUCUUGAUACCUCAAUAUCCUUGGGUUUAAUUUGAAAACUUAAUUUUUGUGAAACCAACCCUCAAAUUCACAAAUCUAUAGAUUUGUCAAUUUAAGGUUAAUUUAUCAAGCCUUGGAUCUCCUAGGGAGGCAUUGAGAAUGGAGUCCAUAAGAGUGGGGAUACUAUAUAUGGUUGAUUUAUUGAGCUUAGCUGGACUGCUGAGUGGGAUUCCAGCUGAAUUCUUACUCCCCUGAGGGGGUUAAUUUUUUUAAAAAAAACUUUAUUUAAUAAUUAUUUUUUUUUUCGCUAAGGGGAGUUAGGUAUGACUAUGCUUGCUUGGGGUAACUCUGCUGGGGACUUUUAUGCGAAUCCUGCAAUAGCCAAGCUUGGUCUUAACCAAACAGCCAUGACUGCUUGCUUUGCAGGUCCUCUCUUCAACACCUUAGUAGGAUUUGGCAUAGCUCUCAUUAUCAGCAGCAGCGCAGGACCAAUCUCCUUUAGCAUGUACGACCACGCAGUGGUCGCAAUCUCAGGCUGCUGCUUAAUCGCCUCUAUCCUAACUUCUCUCCUAUUCGGAAGUUUCUUCAGAGGCCUAAUCACAAAACUGCACGCAAAGCUGCUCCUUUCCUUGUAUUUUACCUUCGGACUUAUCGUGUCUCUAUAUCAAUUCACAUAA